Ylistrum balloti is the source of this 2007-nucleotide messenger RNA. Its product is annotated as G-protein-signaling modulator 2-like. The coding region runs from base 1 to 2007 and encodes 668 amino acids. The record is from RefSeq and is a predicted model, not a curated record. Gene Ontology annotation, molecular function: protein binding; GTPase regulator activity. The transcript is spliced from 14 exons. NCBI's taxonomy places the organism in Eukaryota, Metazoa, Mollusca, Bivalvia, Pectinida, Pectinidae.
AUGUUCUCAAAGUAUACAAGACAUGAUCGGAGAUUAUCAUGGCCAGGGUACCGUGCCAGAACCCUCGGCAAAAUUGACGAAAACAGACCUACACAGCCAGUCGUUAUUGGAGGAGAAAAGAUGGAAUGUACCUGUAUGGAGUUGGCACUCGAGGGGGAAAGAUUAUGUAAGGCUGGUGACUGCCGUACAGGGGUUCAUUUCUUUGAAGCUGCGGUACAGACAGGCACAGAUGAUCUCAAAACUCUCAGCGCCAUCUACAGCCAACUGGGCAAUGCUUACUUCUACCUACAGGAAUAUGCUAAGGCUCUGGAAUACCACAAACUUGAUUUGUCACUAGCACGAACUCUUGGUGAUAAGGUUGGGGAGGCAAAGGCCAGUGGUAACCUUGGAAACACACUCAAAGUCUUGGGAAAGUUUGAAGAAGCAAUAGCUUGCUGUUUACGACACUUAGAUAUAGCACAGGAGUUAGGAGAUAAGGUGAGUGAGGCACGGGCAUUGUAUAAUCUCGGCAACGUUUACCAUGCCCAAGGUAAACACACUGGGAGAUGUACAAAUGAAGAUCCAGGGGAAUUUCCAGAGGAAGUGCGCACAUGUUUGCAGAAAGCUGCUGAAUAUUACGAAGCUAAUCUACAAAUUGUAAAAGACCUCGGAGACAAAGCAGCCCAAGGUCGGGCUUGUGGUAACCUUGGUAACACCAAUUAUCUCCUUGGAAAUUUCAGUGAGGCAAUUCAGUACCACGAAGAGAGGCUUGCAAUAGCCAAAGAAUUUGGAGACAAGUCCGCUGAGAGGAGGGCAUAUAGUAACCUUGGCAACGCUCAUAUUUUUCUUGGGGAAUUUGAAGUUGCAGCUGAACAAUACAGGAGAACACUUCAGAUUGCUAAACAGUUGGGAGACAAGGCUUUGGAAGCUCAGGCCUGCUACAGCCUUGGAAACACAUUCACACUCCUUCAGGACUACGAGAAGGCCAUCGAAUAUCAUAUGAGGCAUCUAAAAAUAGCACAAGACCUGAAUGACCGUGUGGGUGAGGGCAGGGCAUGCUGGAGUUUAGGCAACGCUCACUCUUCAUUAGGGAACAAUGAGGUAGCAUUGGAAUUUGCCAGUAAACACUUGCAAAUAUCUAAAGAGAUUGGUGAUGAAAAUGGCCAAUUUUCGGCUCAGAUGAACCUGGCAGACCUGAGGAAUGUACUGGGAAUAAACAUGUGCUCUGCUGAAUCUACUACAGGGGUGAUUAGUCAUGAUGGCAAUCUAAAGGAUGAAACAGACCUUGCUAUAAGCAGACGACCUUUCAGGCGACACAGCAUGGAAAACAUGGAACUAAUGAAGCUAACACCUGACAAAAAGGGUGCCCUGCCUACUGCCAAUGGAGGGGCGCGACCAAAGGUUCCCAAGUUCCAAAAGGCAGCCAGUAUAGCUUCUAAUUCAGAACUAGAACACAGACCAAAGCUGAGUAAAGAUAAGUCUGUAGACACAAGUCACGGAGAUGAAGACAGCUUUUUUGAUCUAGUCAGUAAGUUCCAGAGCAGGCGAAUUGAUGACCAACGAUGUUCUUUUAAGAUAGAACCUUCAAUGCCAACCCCUAAACCUCCUGUUCCAACAGUGCCAGUGGUGACAAAGAAAUCCAGUGUGGCAGCAGCAUCAGAAGGAAAUGAAGAGUUCCUUGACAUGGUGGCAGGAAUUCAAAGUUCACGGAUGAAUGACCAGAGAGCAGCUCUGCCACAGUUUCCUGGAUUGAACUCGCAGGCUGUCAUUGACCAGUUUCUGAAGCAGAGAAGUGAUUCCCAUGUUCCAGAUGACAACUUCUUUGAAAUGCUGAUGAGAUGUCAGGGUUCUAGGAUUGAGGACCAAAGAAGUUCAUUACCACAGUCAAACAUCCCUGCUCCGACAGUGCCAGACGAAGAUUUCUUCAGCCUCAUUCAGAAGGUCCAGUCAUCGCGAUUGGAGGAACAGCGCACUAGCUUACCAGACAAACCAACAACAGAAACACAGGGAAAGAAAAAGAAGAAAUGA